UCAUCUUCCGCCCCGCUCUUUGUUUUGUUUUUGUUUGUGUUUAGGGUUUGUCUCUCUGAUGACUCCCCUAGUACUGGUGGAUUAGAUUCUCCGAUGUUGGCGUUGGUGAGAGCCCUGGGGCGUUCACGACCCUGUGGUCGGUGCCGAAAGGCACCUCAUGUUGGAGACUUCGAGGCGAGGAUUCAGCGGGAUAAUAAUGAUGCGUCUUCGAUCACAGAUCUGUCCUCAUCUCGGCGUCGGAUAGAAAACAAGAGUGCUGCUGACACCUUCACUCCCCUUGGAUUUGAUCGGCACCAGCCCUUGAUUGUAUCUCGUAUGCUGAAUGAGACAUCUAUGGCCGAUAGAUUUGAGAGGUGGAUUGUUGAGCGUGGCCGGCACUACAAAGAUGUCUCUGAGAAGCAGCGUCGCUUCGAGAUAUUUAAGUCUAAUGUUGAGUACAUUGAGUACUUUAAUGCCGGGAAUCACAUGUAUUGGCUUGGCAUAAACAACUUUACCGACCUAACAAAUGAGGAGGUGACAGCUUGGUGCACUGGCUAUAUCCCUCCUGAUGAGGAUAAAGACUUUGGACAUAUGGAUUCAUCUUCUGAUGAGGAUGAAGACUUUGGACAUAUGGAUUCAUCUUCAAAAGAUAAAUCCUUAGUGUAAAAGGUGGAGAAAAGGGAAACAUCUUUUGAGGACAUAUGGAUUCAUGUUUUAAAAUAUUAUGUUCCUUUGAUUGUCUAUUUCGCUAGUCGUGAAACUUUAGUAAAAGAAACUAUUACCUUGUUGUUGUAGCGUCUUAAUGUGUUUGGCUGGUGAUGUUGACAUUAUCGUUGUAGCGUCUUAAUGUUUAUGGUUGGUAAUGUUGACUUAAUAUUUAUGGUUGGUAAUGUUGACAUUAUCAUUGUAGUGUCUUAAUGUUUAUGGUUGGUAAUGUUGACAUUAUCAUUGUAGCGUCUUAAUGUUUAUGGUUGGUUAUGUUGACAUUUAUUUACUUUCAUCAGUCAGCUUUAGUGCCUUUUGGCUUUUGUACUUUA
Messenger RNA from Dioscorea cayenensis subsp. rotundata (Guinea yam), 1016 nucleotides. Its product is annotated as chymopapain-like. Bases 94 to 645 code for a protein of 183 amino acids. Lineage: Eukaryota; Viridiplantae; Streptophyta; Magnoliopsida; Dioscoreales; Dioscoreaceae. The record is from RefSeq and is a predicted model, not a curated record. The transcript has 2 exons.